This is a messenger RNA of Planococcus citri (citrus mealybug), 2608 nucleotides long. RefSeq names its product protein hairless-like. The record is from RefSeq and is a predicted model, not a curated record. The transcript has 5 exons. The coding region runs from base 445 to 1896 and encodes 483 amino acids. Lineage: Eukaryota; Metazoa; Arthropoda; Insecta; Hemiptera; Pseudococcidae.
UCAUUUUACAUAGAUUAUUUUAUGUUGGAAUCUUUUAUAUUUUGUUUUUAAUAAAAUAAAAAAUGAUGGAAAAUGAGUUCGUUCGUGUUUAUUAAUUCAAUAACAACAGACAAGUUGAUUAUUUUUAAAUCGGGUCAUUUCGUGAGGUGAUACAACUCGGUUUCAUUGAUUAAUUCGACUGAAUUCUCAAGAUUCGUAGUGUUUCAUUAAUGAAAUAAUCGGAGCUGCUUCAUUAUGAUCUUUCUUCUUAUCAGUGAAAGCACGCGUAUUUGUGGUAAAAUUAAUAAAUUUGCGAAUAUUCGAACACUGUCUUCGACUUAAGAGCUCGACAAUAUUAUAGCAUCGUUAGCGAUUAAACAUUUCUACAUAAAUCUCAUUGCUGGUCUUAUCUGAGUGAAAUAUGUGAGCCUUGAAUUGGAAUUGAUUUAAAUAUGAUGCCAAACUAUGCGUAUACAAGAUAGAGAGGUUGUAAGUGCACCAUGCGUCGGUACUGUGGAAACGAAAGAUGUGAACGGGGCAUCUAUACCGGCUACUGAAAUAAAAACCGAGAUAAAAACAGAAAUAAAAUCCGAAAUCAAUGACGCUUCGCAUUCGAAUGGUAUAUUGAGCCCACCUACAACGCCUUCGACUACUACACCUUCUGAGAAUGAUUACGCUCCCAAUGGACCUGGUUCAGGGAGAUUUAAGUUUUUUAAAGAUGGCAAAGUUAUUCUGGAACUUUGGCAUCAUAAAAAUGGAGAAAGGAUGUUCUGGAUACCAGUGUCAAAAAAUUCCACAUUUUGGCCUCCAACUGGCCAUUGCACUCCGCGUCAAGAAAGUUCUACCUCAUUAAGUGUUUCUGAUGAUAAUUCAUCGAUUCAGUCUUCUCCAUGGCAGCGAGACCAUUUCUGGAAGCAAACGGUACCUAGAAAAAAUGUAAAUCGUGGAUUAGAAUUCUCAUGGGUUGCCCGUAAACGUAAAAUGAGAUUUUCAUCGUUAGCGAUCCGUCGUAAAAGGCGAAGACCUUACGAUCUGGUGAAAAUCGAAUCGGAUGAAAUAUUCAAGGAGGAUAGUUCGUCGCGUAAAUUCGGCUCGAGUAUAAAGAGAAAAUUAAUCGAUGUAAUUCAAAAAUUAUCAGAGCGUAGAAGUUACGAAAACGCGACCAGUUCGUGUCGCACAGAUCCCGGCAUCGUAUCGCCUCGCAAACGAAUUCUCAAAGAAUUCGAAAAAGUAUCAUUAGAAGAGAUGGGUAACACCAGUAAGAAGCAUCAAGCUCGAACCGUUGCUUCAAGCGUCUCGGCCAGCGCUGUGAGCAUAUUAUCCGGGAGCGUUUCGAGUCCUGUUGCUAAUGCAUCGGUCACUGCCAUUUCUAGUAAACCUGCAAAUAAUCACAGUAUUACUUCGAUCCUGUCGAGAGACGAGGAACCUUCUUUUUUACGCAAUUUAUUAAAGUCUCCAAACGAGUCGUCAUCCGAAUCGAAACCCUCAUUUACCGCCGAAUCGCCAUCCAGCGCUGAUAUUCGAAUCGCUUCCUCUCGUCCCAGUCAUUGCUCUACUCCAAUAUCUGCCUCCCUUUCACCGCCGUAUCCUAAAAAUGUACUUUAUCCUCAGCCCAUUCCUUCGUAUAUUCCGCCUACAUAUUUACAUCAUUCUACUCAACCAUUUCUCACUUCGCCUCCGAUGUCCAAUCAUCCUCCUUAUUACAGCGCUUUUUCGUCGACAUAUCGCGAUCCUUCUGUGUGGUCAAUGCCUUCCGUAUCUAGUCUUCCUAGGCAAUCUGUUUAUCCGGCGGCCAGCGUAUCAUCGUAUCCACCGAUAAGCCUUUCACCGUACGUACCCGUUGCCCAUUCUUCUUUCCAAAGUUACUCAGUUACGGAAAAUGGAAAUGAUGCUCCAUUAAAUUUAUCAAAACAUUGAAAACAUGUAAGUCAGUGUAACGUUUUUAUAAUAAACAGAAACUUCGUGCCUUUUUCUCUUUUUUUUACUAAUCGUUUUUAAAUACGUUUAAAAAAAGGUACAAUUAAUAAGAACAUUACGGCAUAGUAUUUUUGUAUUUUAUUACUGUAAAUUGUUGCUAAAUGUUUCCUAUUGUUAUAUUUGUAAAUAUUUGAAAAUGUAUAUUCGCUUCAUCAAAUUUUACAUUAUAUUGUAUAGUAUCAUUUUUGUCUUGACGGAAAAAAAAUAGUACUCUCGUGACGUACGUAUCGAUUUUUAUUUAUUUUUUUCUACAAAUUUUCGUAGCUGUGAUUUUUAAAAGUUUUUUUUUGACAACAUUUUUUUUUUUCAUUUUUCUAGAACAUUUUAUUUAAUUGUUCAAUUUAUUAUUAUUUUUUUACGUUUUACCCAUCCCAUAUGUAUUUUAUAAACAUUAUUAUCGACAAGUUUAUACGAAUGUAGUUCAUUAAGUACAUAUAUGUGUUUACAGUAAUUUUAAUGUGUUCAACAUUAUUUGUAUCAUUUUACAGAGCUAAAACAUAGAUCUUGUACGUUUUUUUAUCUUUUAAUAUUUUUGUUGUAAAUUAUUAUUCGAUUGUACUAACACAUUUCUUAAAACUAUACACUGACUGCUAAAAUACAUACUCGUAAUGUUCAUAGAUUAACUUUUUAAUAAAAUAUUUUUUAUAAUGUA